GUCGCGUUCUAAAUUCGAAUUUCGCGCCAAAUACGCGUAUACUUUUUAAAUUUUUUUUACGUGUGUUUUCAUUGUAAUGAAAUUGUGGUUGGAUUAAUGUGUGCGAGUGAGAAGAAUAUGGAAACGAGCGAGGAAACGGGACGGAGCGUUCCCCACACCCCCGCUCAGCCCAACGGCUCCAAUAAGAUAAUCGGACGCAACGUGAAUGGGACCAUCGUGGUGACGUCAGCCCCCGCGAACGAAGCAGAGCUCCAGCUAUACAGAGUCAUGCAGAGGGCGAGCCUCUUGGCCUACUACGAUACGUUACUAGAAAUGGGUGGCGACGACGUCCAGCAGCUUUGCGACGCCGGCGAAGAGGAGUUUCUGGAGAUCAUGGCCCUCGUCGGCAUGGCCUCCAAGCCCCUCCACGUCAGAAGACUCCAGAAAGCCCUCCAGGAGUGGGUGAACAACCCAGCCCUCUUCCAAAUCCCCAUUGUCCCCAACCUCUGCCCCACCGAAAACCCCUUCAUGCAGUGCAACCAAAGACUUCUAAAUAUCCCCCCCUCGAUGCCCAGUUUGCCAAGAUCCGUCGCGUCUCCGGAUAAUAACCGCCCAAUGUAUAGUCCUUCCCCCGGCGCGCCGGAUAAUAGUUGUGGGUCGAACGCGUCCAGGGAAGUCAGGCAGUCGGUCAGCCCCGUCCAGACCUUCACCAAGAUUGUCCUACCCCCGUCUCCGGCCGCGCCCGUCACCACAACAGCCCGAGCCUUCUCCCCCCAAAGCGCGUGUCCCCCCGCGUCGUCAGGGUCUAGUCCAAGCUCGGUCACUUCCCCCCAACUCACCCCCAUCCUCCUGGACGUCCACGUUCAAAAGCUGGCCUCAGCGGCGGAGAAACUUAGCAAACAUCUGCCCCAGUUGGAGCCGAAGCCCCAGAAUACCAAGAAAAAGAUGUGCAAGGACCUGGAACUGGUGAUGAUGAUGCCGGAGUCCGAUCCGCGGAGGAUGGAGGAGAUCAGGAAAUAUGCGGCCAUCUACGGCAGGUUUGACUGCAAGCGGAAACCGGAGAAACCGCUGACGUUGCAUGAGGUGAUGGUGAACGAGGCGGCGGCUCAGAUCUGCCGCUGCGUGCCGGCGCUGCUCACACGGCGCGACGAGCUGUUCCCGCUCGCCAGGCAACUCGUCCGCCGCGCCGGCCUGCACUACUCCAAACACGGGUUACCACCAACGCCAUCUACCGACGAGAGGGGCGACGACGACGAGACCCCCAGCAAGCGACCGCGGCAGGACGACGACGGUAGCGUACGGACCAGUCCGGAGAACGCAAGAAGUUCUAGUCAUAGUUGGUGGGGCAUGAAGACUGAGAGCGAUGACGCGGACUCGCGCUGCUCGUACUCCAGCACCAGCACGCCGCCGCCGGACUCGGAGGAGUCUCGGCCGCAGGUGGUGGCGGCGCGCGGCGACAGCAUCAUCGCCGUGGCCAACCCCGCCCUGCACCCCCCGCACCCCCCGCCUCACCCCGCCCGCAACCACUCCAACUAGCGACACCUGUCAACCUAAACUGUCUGAGACAAGUAGCGACAUCUGUUAACGUAUCUAAUGAACUGUCAACGAUGUGGCGACACCUGGUGACACGUAUAGUAAACUGUUGAUAUCAAGUAGCGAGAUCUGUUGACACGUAUAGUAAGGGCCGAAACGCACCGGAAUGGCAACGCA
Messenger RNA from Aricia agestis (brown argus), 1689 nucleotides. It is a transcript of the gene nab, whose product is annotated as NGFI-A-binding protein homolog. Gene Ontology annotation, molecular function: transcription coregulator activity; transcription factor binding. NCBI's taxonomy places the organism in Eukaryota, Metazoa, Arthropoda, Insecta, Lepidoptera, Lycaenidae. The record is from RefSeq and is a predicted model, not a curated record. The transcript is spliced from 8 exons. Gene Ontology annotation, biological process: negative regulation of DNA-templated transcription. Bases 97 to 1515 code for a protein of 472 amino acids. Gene Ontology annotation, cellular component: nucleus.